AUGAAUUCUGACUAUGAGAGUGAGGAGUUGCUUAGCCUUGAUGAAUCAUCAUCAAGCAGUGAGGGUGGUGAUGAUUCAAGUGAUGAUGACAUCCCUGUUGCUGAGGUUGACAAUUCUAUUAGGAGCAGCAAAUACCCAAUCUUUAGGCCAGUAGCCAAAGCUGAGAACCUUAGUCCAUGGUGGGUGUGGGGUAUAAAAUUCGUGAAAAAUGACUUGGUGAGAGUGAGAGCCCGAUGUCAGCCAGGGUGCAAGUUUGUUGCCUACCUUGCAAAGGUGCCAAGGGAGAAGAGUUUUAGAUUGAAAACACUGAACAUGGAACACACAUACAGCAGAAGCUAUAGAAAUCCAAGGUGCACAACAUCAUACAUUGGGAAGAAGUUAGUGAAGAGGGUUAGGAGACAGCCUGGCAUAAAACUUAAGGAUAUUCAGGAUGCUGUGCAUGAGAAGUAUAUGGUUGACAUAAGUGCAGACAAGGCAAGUAGGGUUAGAGAGAAAGCUCAAGAAGCUAUUGAUGGGACCCACACUGCACAGUUCAACCAACUAUGGGAGUACUGUGAUGAGUUGAGAAGGUGUAGUCUUGGGAGCACAAUAUUGAUGAAGGUGCAUACUUAUGAUGAUGGUGAUUUGGCAGCUGAGCAUGGAUUGGCAACCGGGCUGCCAUAUUUUGAAAGGAUCUACAUCUGCCUUGAAGGUUGCAAGAAGGGCUUCUUGGCAGGGUGCAGGCCAAUCAUUGGUCUAGAUGCAUGCCAUUUGAAGACCAAGACUAGUGGGCAGCUGAUGUGUGCUGUUGGCAGAGAUCCCAAUGAUGAAUACUUCUCAUUCGCUUAUGCAGUAGUAAAGGCUGAAACAAAGGACACUUGGACCUGGUUUCUUAAUUUAUUGCUUGCUGACAUAGGAGAUGACAAGAUAUGGGUGUUCAUAUUUGACCAACAGAAGGGGUUGGUGAACACCUUUGUUGACAAUUGGCCACAGUACGAGCACAGGAUCUGCUAUAGACAUUUAUACCAAAAUUUGAGGAAAAAUCAUCCUGGUAUCCUUAUUAGAGACCUUUUUUGGAAAGCAGUCAAGGCUACCUAUCGGCAAGCAUUUGAGAGGGCAAUGAAUGAGCUAAAGGAGGUGGAUGAAGAUGCAUUCAAGUGGCUGCAAUCUCAAUCACCAACUAUCUAG
Quercus lobata is the source of this 1167-nucleotide messenger RNA. RefSeq lists its product as uncharacterized. Lineage: Eukaryota; Viridiplantae; Streptophyta; Magnoliopsida; Fagales; Fagaceae. The transcript has 3 exons. The record is from RefSeq and is a predicted model, not a curated record. The coding region runs from base 1 to 1167 and encodes 388 amino acids.